AACAGAACUGGUCACUUCCCCUUGUUUCUCUGUUUUACAUAUCAACAAAAUCUAAUUCACUUGGCUUUCUCUUCCUUCUUAUCCUUAACCCUAACUUGAACUUCAAUCUCUCUAAUGGCGGAUCAGAGCAAGAACAACAACACUCCUGAGAUCUUCGAGCUCAACAAUGGAUCCAUGCAGGUCAAGAUCUCUAACUAUGGCGCCACCAUCACCUCCUUGUCUGUCCCCGACAAUAACGGUAAACUGGCUGAUGUAGUUCUCGGAUUUGACUCGGUGGAUCCAUAUGUGAACGGGCUUGCACCCUACUUCGGUUGCAUAGUUGGUCGUGUAGCAAAUCGGAUUAAAGAGGGCAAGUUUAGUCUCAAUGGAGUUGACUAUACUUUGCCCAUCAACAAUGGUCCCAACAGCCUCCACGGUGGCAACAAAGGUUUCGAUAAGAAGUUAUGGGAAGUCGCAGGAUACAAGAAAGACGGUGACAAACCUUUCAUCACAUUCAAAUAUCACAGCGCCGAUGGAGAAGAAGGCUAUCCCGGUGCGGUUACUGUCACGGUGACAUACACUCUCACGUCAGCCACGACCAUGAGACUCGACAUGGAGGCAGUUCCUGAGAACAAAGACACUCCCAUCAAUUUAGCUCAACAUACAUACUGGAACUUAUCGGGUCACGACUCAGGAAACAUUCUUGACCACAGGAUCCAAAUCUGGGGUUCUCAUAUCACCCCCGUGGAUCAACACUCAGUUCCUACAGGAGAGCUCUUACCGGUAAAAGGAACUCCUUUCGAUUUCACCGAGGAGAAACGGAUAGGAGAGCGUAUAGGAGAGGUGGGAAUUGGGUACGAUCACAACUACGUGUUGGACUGUCCUGAUCAAGAGAAAGUCGGGCUGAAACACGCGGCGAGGCUUAGAGACGGUGAGAGCUCAAGGGUGAUGGACUUGUGGACCGAUGCUCCCGGUGUGCAGUUUUAUACGGGGAACUAUGUGGAUGGAGUGGUGGGGAAAGGGAAUGCGGUUUAUGGGAAGCAUGCAGGUGUGUGCCUUGAGACGCAAGGGUUCCCGAACGCGAUUAACCAGAAGAGUUUCCCGUGUGUUGUGGUCAAGGCUGGUGAGAAGUACAAGCACACUAUGCUGUUUGAGUUUUCAGCUUGAGUGAAACUGGUGGUAGUGAUGCUGCUGGAUGGAUGUGUUUUUAGGUGUUAGAUUUUGGGAUAAAUAAAAUGCCGGUUCGUUGGUUCAUAGAACCGGAAAAGAGUAAUUGUAGUUUUAUCUUUUGUCACUAUGAUCUCCAUAUUGAAUUUCUUUUAGUACUGAUUUAUUAUUUUAUCAUAAAUUACAAAAUUUUUACAAUAA
Molecule: messenger RNA, 1347 nt
Organism: Raphanus sativus (radish)
Lineage: Eukaryota; Viridiplantae; Streptophyta; Magnoliopsida; Brassicales; Brassicaceae
Exons: 5
Coding region: 115-1146 (343 amino acids)
Biological process (GO): beta-D-galactose catabolic process via UDP-galactose, Leloir pathway; glucose metabolic process
Molecular function (GO): carbohydrate binding; aldose 1-epimerase activity
Source: RefSeq, a predicted model, not a curated record